CAGUCAUGUGAUGAUUUAUCAACUCAUAUUUUCAAAUCAAGCCAUUCAUUUUUCUGGAGGCAGUUUUAUUUCAGGAGGGAUCUGAAGAUUGACAUUUUAGGGAAAGAACUGGAACUUUUGUUGGGAAUGUUGUGGAUUCUGAAGUCUUUCCCAGCACUGCUGUUCCUGGUGUACUCGCACGCAGCAGAGGACGAUGAUAUUCGAGCAGGCUGCAGCACUGCUGUGAAUGACCUGGUCUACAUCAUGGAUGGCUCCUGGAGUGUGGGAAGUGAUGACUUUGAGACAGCCAAGCUCUGGCUGGUCAAUGUCACCAGUGGCUUCGACGUGAGUUCACACUACUCGCAGGUGGGUGUAGUACAAUACAGCGACACUCCCAGGUUGGAGAUCCCUCUCGGUCUCCACAAGACCACUCGAGAUCUCAUUAAAGCCAUUGAGGACAUCAGCUAUUUAGGUGGCAACACGCAGACGGGCCGUGCCAUAAAGUUUGCUGUGGACAACGUCUUUGCAUCUUCGCAACGAAGUGAUGUGAAGAACCGCAUUGCUGUAGUGGUGACUGAUGGAAAGUCACAGGACGAUGUUAUGGAUGCUAGCGUUGAUGCGCGAGCACAAGGGAUUAAAGUGUUUGCGGUGGGCGUUGGGACGGAGAUCACCACAUCAGAGCUAGUGACCAUCGCCAACAAGCCAGAGGGUGAAUACGUGCUGUAUGCGGAGGACUACACCAAUAUCGACCGUAUCCGUGAUGCUAUGGAACAGAAGCUGUGUGAGGAAUCUGUAUGCCCCACUCGUAUUCCUGUGGCUUCUCGUGAUGAGAAAGGCUUUGAGCUGAUAUUGGGCAUGAAGAUCCAUCAGAAAGCCAAGAAGAUACAGGGCUCAUUAGUGUCGGAGGGAGCGUAUCUGCUAGACAAGAGCACAGACAUCACUGAAAACACAAGGGAGAUUUUUCCCGAAGGUCUUCCUCCCUCCUAUGUGUUUGUGUCCACUCUGAGGCUGAAAGGGUCUUCAGGUCAGGAAAAGCUGGACCUGUGGAGGGUCCUGUCUAAAGACGGACAGAUUCAGGCGGCUGUCACACUCAAUGGACUGGACAAAUCUGUCAUCUUCACUACCACAAACACGGUUAAUGAGGAACAGAUAGUUACUUUUGAUGCACAAGGCACUGAGGCUCUUUAUGAUGGAGGCUGGCACCAGCUGAAGGUUCUGGUUGGACCCAGACGUGUCUCCUGUUUUCUGGAUGACCAGCAGAUCCAGGAUGAGGCUCUGGAUGCUGUGUUGCCCAUCUUCAUCAACGGGAAGACUCAGAUCUCCAAACGCUCUGGCUCCGACACUACACUUCCUACAGAAAUCCAGAAACUGAGGCUUUACUGUGACCCAGAGCAAAGUGAGCGAGAGACAGCAUGUGAGAUCUACUCUGUGGAUGAUGAGCGGUGUCCCCUGGAUCGUGAGCCCACCAUCGACACUGAAGAGUCCUGCGACUGCAGCAAAGGCCAGCCAGGUCCUCCAGGACUUCCAGGACCCAGGGGUUUUCGUGGAGAGAAGGGAAGGGAAGGACCUCCAGGCCCAGAUGGUAAGCCUGGACCCCCAGGUUUAAGAGGAGAGCCAGGAGAUCCAGGUUUAUCUGGAGAAAAGGGCGAUGUGGGUCCACUGGGGCUGAGAGGCGAUCCAGGACCUCAGGGUUUAAAAGGUGAACAAGGAGAACAAGGGCUGCCAGGGAGACCGGGGCCGCCAGGACCCAAGGGAGCAUCAAAACAAAAUGCUGGCCCAGUUGGAUUGCCAGGAAAAAAGGGUGAGCAGGGGGGGGAAGGAGAACGAGGACCUCCUGGAGAGCCUGGUCCAAUGGGGAGACCAGGACUCGCUGGAGAGGAUGGAGCGGCCGGCCCUGCUGGAGCAAAGGGAGAGAAAGGAGACACCGGGCUGCCAGGAGCAGAUGGACUGCAGGGAGUUACAGGAAUCAGAGGACUUCCUGGAGAGGAAGGAGCGAGCGGACCGCAGGGUGCGAGAGGAGCUCCGGGACAGAAAGGAUCAGCCGGGUUUAGAGGAGCUCCGGGCGCACCGGGGCCUUCGGGACCCUCCGGAGCAGACGGACUCCACGGCCCCAAGGGUAACGCAGGAGAAAAGGGAGAUGCAGGAACUCCUGGAGCCGCAGGUCAAAAGGGUGAGCGGGGCGAGCUGGGAUCUCCAGGGCUUCAGGGAGCCAUGGGCCCUCCUGGAUUAAAAGGACACAAGGGAGCGAGAGGAGAAAUGGGACCCGGAGGCAUUCAGGGUGAAAAAGGCAGCAAAGGCUUCGCUGGAUUGCCUGGCUGUCCAGGUGCAGUGGGUCCCAGAGGCAGCAAAGGAGAGAAAGGUACUCCGGGUGAGAGUGGGGUCAAAGGUCCUGAAGGAAAGAAGGGAGACAUGGGACACAUGGGUGUAGUCGGAUCACGUGGAGUCCCCGGUCAGGACGGUUUUCCAGGGCUUCCCGGCGCUCCGGGCUUUCCAGGGAAGCCUGGUAAGCCUCCCUCUGAGGAGUACUUAAUAAAACUCUGUGGGGACAUUUUGAGAAAUCAGCUGCCACAGCUACUGCAGACGAUGAGCCCUCAGCGCUGUGAGCCCUGUGAGGCUGUUAAAGGACCCCCGGGACCCCCGGGACCCCCUGGAGCUCCAGGGCCUAAAGGGUCCAGCGGGCCCCAGGGAUAUCCUGGCAGACAUGGCGCUCAGGGAUACUCGGGGCCUCCGGGCAUCCAAGGACCUCCAGGAGUCAAAGGGGACACAGGCCCUCGGGGAUUUAAGGGCAGUAAAGGAGAGAGCAGACAAGGAUACCCAGGGCCUCCUGGAGACACAGGGAUCCAGGGUCCUCGCGGCAGUGAUGGCAUUGGUAUUCCGGGUCCUCCGGGAAUCCCGGGUAAAUCCGGGGCUCCGGGCAUCCCGGGGAAGCAAGGUCCUUCAGGGCCAGCCGGAGUGUGCGACAUGUCCAUCUGCUACCAAUCCUAUGACCUCAGGGAGGAGCGCUACAGCAAAGGGCCCGAUUUCUAAUGUGAAAUAACAGCUCAGCUCCCGGACUGCCAGAAGUGCCGCAGCAAAUCCAGAGGAAUUUACUCACAAGGCUUUGGAGGUUUUCUGUGCAUUGCUAUGGUGCAAUGAAACAUCAGGGGCCUGAAUGAUGUGAAACUUAAAGAUGUGAAACCUGCCUUCUGAGGCACGAAGAGUUGAUGCGUAACACCAUUAAUGCAAGGGUGCAUGCAUACGGUCAUUUGCAAAAUAAUACUACAAGUAUAUUAAUGUGGAUAGAUGUUAAUAAUCAUAAUCAUUAAUAUAUAUCACUGUUACUUAUGAAUAUAAAUGAUUAAUUAACUAUUUUGCUGUCAAACAAGGAACCUGAUAUGAGAUGCCAUGAUAUAAGUUUGUAUGUGGUUUGGUAGUAAUCAAGAUUAAGAAUAAAUGGCUUUAUUACUUCAGGGACAGACAUAAAAGGGAAAAGCUUAAUGUUUCUGUUUGUUUUGGCUAAAAAGACGAGUUUAGUUUUGAUUUCCCCAGUACUUGGCUGAGAAUCUUGGCUUGGACAGCUUUCUAAGGCACAACAGCCAUCAUUUUUUCAUAUUCAGUAGUAUUACUAACUGUGCUUUAAAUUGCUGGCUGGGCUGAUUUAAUAAAUAGCUAUUGUUUUUGCAUUAUUUACAUAUUUGUGUACUUUUAUUUUUUUGCACUGCCUUAAGGGAAGGU
Molecule: messenger RNA, 3693 nt
Organism: Carassius carassius (crucian carp)
Lineage: Eukaryota; Metazoa; Chordata; Actinopteri; Cypriniformes; Cyprinidae
Product: collagen alpha-1(XXI) chain-like
Exons: 30
Coding region: 127-3006 (959 amino acids)
Source: RefSeq, a predicted model, not a curated record